CCUGCUUCAGCGUGCUGUCGUCUUCACUGUGUCCUCCCCUGCGUCCCGCCCUGCGUGUCCAUGGCGGGCGCUAUGCUGGCGGGCAGAGGGCCAAGGCUCCUCAUGGGGGCCUGGUGGGCAGCUGAGCGGUGGUUUGGAGUGUUCAUGCCAUCCACGAGGAGGUCAUGAAACUCUGGAUGUCCUAUUUGACGAUUCUAAAGCCCUCACAGGGUCUCUGUGGGUACCUUAAGGUCUCUGUGGGUACUCAGAGCGAACAUGUAGAUGGAUGUGUUCCGCUAUGGAUUCCGGCGGAUCACAUGUGGAUGAAGCAAGGAUGUUGUACAGGUUGAUAACUUGAGAACCACGCAUUCAUUCAAUAGUUGGCCCUUCAUUCUAGAACAGAGGUUUGGAAAGUGAACAUGAGGAGCCGAAGAACCAACCAUGAUGAUCUUUGUUGAUUUGCAUGUGCCAACAAUAUGGACCUCAACCCAAAACAUACAUGACCAACAACAGAAAGCAUAUGCCCUUUAGGACCUGCACCUUGUGACUGAUACUGUUGUCAGGCCAUCCUGCAAUAUCCUGCACCAGCUGAGAAGCAUCCGGGACCUCUGAUGCUGUAUAUGCUGUAUAUAUACCACCAAAAGUAUUCCGUAAUGCUGGUACUCCAUGGCGACUGAGGCGAACGCUGCCCCGAACUCACCAGCUGUGGGAUGGUGGUCUCUUCGGUCGGUGCCGGUGAUCACGUCCGACGUCCAAGGCUUCUCCACGUGGCAUCCGCGAGCGAGUUGAUGCACGGGUGGAAGGAGCUCCAUGACCACAAGACCGGCAGGGUCUACUACUUGGAUACGCAGACUGGGCACACAUCGUGGCAGCCAAUGUUUGCACCACAAGUUCGAGGCUCUUGUGCUAGCGUUUGUGAAUCCCGGACCUGUGCGGAUUGGCUCAUCCAGAAGGCUCAUGGCUUUUACACGGUGGAGCCAAAGGUGCAAUGUGAUCUGGCGCACAUCGCCCUCUUGAAGGCUUGUCCGCAGACCUGUCGAAACUGCAUGGUGGCGGAUACGACCUGUGGCACCGUGGAGCCCCUCUUCGAUUGCAAGCACACGGGGGAAGAAGAGAUGCGCGGCUGGAGUGAAACGAAGCUUCGCUGGUGUUGUGAGCAUCGCAGCACUGGAUGUGGUGUACAUCAGAAGUUACCAUCACCAUUUGACUGCGCGGCGGGGCGACGCGGUGCCUGGAGCACGGGAAAGGCCUCCUGGUGUUGCAAUGUCGAGCACAAGGGAUGCCUCUUCAACUGCUACUCGCAGUUGGAGCAAUGGGAGCACAAAUGGUCGCUCAAAAAGAGGUCAUGGUGUUGUGCCCAUCAGAAGUUGGGCUGCAUCCACCCGGGGCAGUUUGACUGCACUGAGGGAGUGCUGGAUGCCCGGCACUGGUCCAAGGUGAGGCGUCACUACUGCUGCCACAUGGAGGGGAUAGGCUGCGAAGCUGGAGGGCAUCACACGAAGGAGCACACAAGGCGGCCGGAGAACCAGACAAGCUGGUCAUGCACUGGCAGGAAUUGGCCCCUGGACAAGAUCAAGUGGUGUUGCCUCACCGAAAAGGUGGGUUGCAAGUUGUUGUCUUCGACGACCACGACGACCUUUCCAGACCUCUUUGACUGCCAGGCAGGCUUAAAGACCUGGGAGCAGGGCUGGUCUCGCCGAAAGAAGAUGUGGUGCUGUAAGUCCAAACACAUUGGAUGCCCCUUCGACUGCCGUGAUCAGAUGGACCAGUGGCAGGUUCGCUGGACCGCUGCGAAGAAGACCUUUUGCUGCGCCACCUUCCGUGUAGGUUGUGUGAGCCUGGGCACCCGGCCGGCAGCACCAGCCCCGGUGCCAGCCCCGGUGCCCUCGGAGAUGGCACCGCUGCUCCAACCUCACGUGGUGACUCACGUCACGGACCACGUGGUGACGCACGUGGUGAUGCAGGACACACCAGAGGUGAGAAGUCCUGAGUUCCACUGCGACAGCAACAUGGCGCUCUGGUCGCCGCAGCAGCGGCACUUUUGCUGCCACGACUAUGGGGUCGGUUGCUUGCAUACUCAACCGCUGGAGGUUCAGGUGCAUCCUGAGAAGAUUGAUGUCCAGUACCCACAGACACAUGUCUUCCAUCCCUCAGCGGAGCACGUCUUCUCAGCAGACCCCUUCCAUUGCCACUCAGGUAAUGAGUUCCACUGGUCCUCCGAGAAAAGACAUUUCUGCUGCGCCAUGCGGAAGAUCGGGUGCAAAUUCCACAGCGUUCUGCUGGGCCACCAGCACUUCGACUGCAACACCUAUGACGCGGACUGGAAGACCACAUGGACGGAGGAGCAGAAGCAUCGUUGUUGUCACGACUAUGGCGUGGGAUGCGAGAAUUGGCACCCACCAGCCCUUCCCUUGGUCAGAAUGGCCAAGGACACCACCUUCGACUGUGAUGAAGGCGCGGCGUUCCCGGACGUGUGGAGCGUGGCCAAGCGGGCCUUCUGCUGUCGCCACGAGUCCAAAGGAUGUUCAGAUGCCACACCACCCAGAUACGACUGCCACGCAGGCCACAACGGAGCUUGGUCAAAGGCACAGACCCAGUGGUGCUGCGACAUGAAGAACGUGGGCUGCGGGGCGUUGCCCCCAAAGUUUGACUGUGGAGAGCAGGUGGCCGAAUGGCACCAGGCCUGGUCGGUCCAAAAGCAACGCUUUUGUUGCGACUCGGUGAAGGUGGGCUGCCCAAAGACGCGCCCUUGGCUUCAAAAGUUGCUCCAAGUUGAGACCACCACCGUCCAUCCAUCGGGCCAGCAGUUCGACUGCAGGGCUGGUGUGAAGCACUGGAAGGAGGCCUGGUCGCCCAGCAAAGCACAUUGGUGUUGCGCUCACCGGGGCUAUGGCUGUCCCUACAACUGCGACGGCCAACGGAGCGACUGGAACCAUGAGCAGCAAGAGUGGUGCUGUGAGCACCGCCAGCAGGGCUGCCUCGCACAAAUGAAGUACGAGCUCCGGCCGAAGCUAGCAGGCCCAGGUGUCCAAUCCUCGCUGUCAAUGGUGGCGCUGCUCUUCAUCUCCUUGGCCUUAGUCGCUUGGAGACUUGGAAGAUACCGCCAGGCACGCGACCAAGACUUUCUGGCGGAAUGAUGGCUGGCUACUGCGAGCCUUGUACCAAAGCAUACGACGGCAAAUGCGCUCAAUCCUUAACACCUUAGACCUUGAAAUGUUGAAGUUCCGAU
This is a messenger RNA of Durusdinium trenchii, 3208 nucleotides long. The record is from the annotation of a GenBank genome assembly. Lineage: Eukaryota; Dinophyceae; Suessiales; Symbiodiniaceae.